CAAUGGUGUGAACUGAGAGAGAUAGAGCUGGGUGGAGGUGUGUAAGAGGGAGAGAGAGAGAGGCGAUCCGCCAGUGUAAAGAGAGAGAGAGAGCUGAAUGUCUGGUUUUUCCUCGUUAGAAAUCCGAAAUCGUGACAGCGGAGAGUCGUAGAAAAUCACCGGGGUCGUGUCCGCUCGGAUAAUUCUACAUAUUCAUCCUUUCUUUUUGGAGGGAGAGAGAGAGAGAGAGAGAGAGUCGUCUUUCUGAGGUCACACAUCCCCGAGGUUAUUAUGAGCCGCCCGGAGCCGCGCCGCCGCGUCGCUGUCCAGGGUCCUGAGUGAGGCGGAACCGGGCGAACCCACGGAUCGGGACUGAACACCCGUGAGUUGAAACACUUAGAGGCCAUGGAGUUGAGGGUGGGGAACAAGUACCGCCUCGGGAGGAAGAUAGGAAGCGGAUCCUUCGGAGAUAUUUACCUCGGUUCCAACAUCGCUACAGGAGAGGAAGUGGCCAUCAAACUGGAAUGUGUGAAGACCAAACAUCCACAGCUCCACAUUGAGAGCAAGUUCUACAAGAUGAUGCAGGGCGGAGUGGGAAUCCCGUCCAUUAAGUGGUGCGGAGCCGAAGGCGACUACAACGUCAUGGUCAUGGAGCUGCUCGGCCCGAGCCUGGAGGACCUGUUCAACUUCUGCUCCCGCAAGUUCAGUCUGAAGACAGUGCUGCUGCUGGCCGACCAGAUGAUCAGUAGGAUUGAAUACAUCCACUCCAAGAACUUCAUCCACAGAGACGUGAAGCCCGAUAACUUCCUGAUGGGGCUCGGCAAGAAGGGUAACCUGGUCUACAUCAUCGACUUCGGCUUGGCCAAGAAGUACCGCGACGCCCGGACGCACCAGCACAUCCCCUACCGCGAGAACAAGAACCUCACCGGCACCGCCCGCUACGCCUCCAUCAACACCCACCUGGGCAUCGAGCAGUCGAGACGAGAUGACCUGGAGUCUCUGGGCUACGUUCUCAUGUACUUCAACCUGGGCUCUCUGCCCUGGCAGGGGCUCAAGGCUGCCACCAAGAGGCAGAAGUAUGAGCGCAUCAGCGAGAAGAAAAUGUCCACCCCCAUUGAGGUGCUCUGCAAGGGAUACCCCUCUGAGUUCUCAACUUACCUGAAUCUGUGCCGCUCGCUGCGAUUCGACGACAAGCCAGACUACUCCUACCUGAGGCAGCUCUUCAGGAACCUCUUCCAUCGGCAGGGCUUCUCCUACGACUACGUCUUUGACUGGAACAUGCUGAAGUUUGGGGCCAGCCGGACUGCAGAGGAUGGAGAGAGGGAGAGGAGGGAGGGAAAAGAAGGGGAGGAGCGUGCAGGAGGAGGCCAGAGAGGAGCUGGAGGGCGAGCUCUGCCGUCUGGUCCGAACCCGUCGGCAGCGAACAGAGUCCGGAACGAGACAGACGCUGCUGCCCCGUCCAAUCCGGCGACGCGUGUCGUGCAGCAGUCUGGCAACCGCUCGCCUCAGGCGGGGAGAGCAGAACGAGCCGAGCGAGAGAGGAAGGUGGCCAUGAGGCUCCAUCGCGGGGCCCCGGCCAACGUCUCCUCCUCUGACCUCACUGCACGCCUCGACCAAUCACGCAUCACUGCAUCGCAGGUCAGUGUGCCAUUUGAACAUCUGGCAAAGUGAGGUCAUCCUGGCUGGUCUGCAGGUCAGCGACAGCCGCAGGGUAUCAAAUGUACCCCUUACUUUUCAAACGGAUGAAUGAAACAUGAAUGAGUGGAGGAGCAAGAGGAGGAGGAGGCGUUACGGGGACAAGGACGACCCGUGUGUGUGUCAGUGCUGUUUGAGCGUGCCAGCAAUACGCUGACAUGACGAUGACUCUUGGCUGGAACUGCUUCUUUGUGGUGCGGCUGGAGGAAAAGACCGGAUGAGACAACACACAGGUCCCCCCUCUUCUUCACUCACAUUCACCUGCCCAUCGACUCAGAGGCUCAAACUGCAAAAACUAAAAAGAAACAUCAAAGUGCACAAAAUGGACAAAAUUUCAAUUAUUCUGUGGUUUACAUGAAAAAAAUAGAAAUCUGCUAUCAACCUGCUAAUGUUUGAGAGCGACAUCUGCUGCUUACGGUGACUAUUCUUGACUAUUAAUGAAUAUAUACACAACUACGGAGAGGAAAACAAACAUAAAGUGUAUCUAGGCCUUUAAAUGACAAGAGAAUGCUAAAACAUGGACGCAGGAGGAGAUGAGACGGAGGGGACAACUGAAUCUGGAGCAAGGCUGCUUUUCGUCAGUGAAUGUCGCUGUCUGUCCGUGUCUGUGUGUUAUUGUCUUCAGUAUUCAUCUUCAGCUUUCCUUUAAAGAGUCGGAGUAAAGGAGGGACAGUUCAAAGCUUGUCUUAACGGAGGCGAGACUGACGAGGAACAGAUGAUGUAUGAAUGUAGAAGAAAAAGAGCGAGAAGAGGAAUAAGACGGCUUUGAGCUGAGGACAGGACGAAGGGACGGUCUCCAGGAUUGUUCGAUGGGACGAUGCCUCAGUCCUGCUUGUAACUCCGGGCGAUGAGAAGACGUUGUAAGAUUUUGGUGCCCAACAUCUCUGGUGUUACAUUUGUAUUUUCCAUUUUACGUUUGCAUUUUUCUUGUUUUAUAAAACCUGUAAAAAGAUGUAGAUACCUUUUGGCAGAAUGUGACAGAUUGUGAAAAGAUGAGGCUGGAGAGAAGAGUACUGUUUACCUCCUGAGAGCCCUGGAGCCAAGUGUGAAACAAUUACCUUUGGAGUCCGCCACAAGUGUGUUUGUGUGUGUCUGUCUGUGUGUGUUUUGGUUUCCAUUGUGGCAAGACAAUGACAGUAAGGUUGUCGCUAAUAUUUUGGCCCAGACCUGUCAGGACAGACAGACGUCACCGAGGGGAAAGGAGCUGACUGAUGUCCUGUACAUUUCUUUACCAUGCUUCAACUUUAUUACUAUGAUAUUUGUGUAUAUUUUCUGAAUCAAUAAAAAAAUAUAUACACAGCCUAUAGAGACUCACGAUUGUAUGUUUCACUUGAUGUUGACAUUUGAAUGUCUCCGCCGAGGACGGUUUAGGUUUUGCUAGGUUUAGGUUGUUUGUAUUCAAGAUUACAGAAAAAACAGCCGAACAGUUUUCCACAAAACUUGGUGGAAGGAUGCGAUAUGGGUCAGAGAGCAAUCCAUUAAAUUUGUAUGCGGCUCCGGAUUGCAAGAUUUUCAACAUUCUCACCAUUUUGCCAUUUAAUUCAAAGGGACUUUUUGGUCUUGGUGAAGGUAUGUGCCAGCACUUUUGUUGUUUUCUUAUGAUUUUUAUUUGAGAAUGUUAUCCAACUUUAACCCUAUUGAUUAAAUGUUGACUUUUUCCUCUUUCCCGUUGUUCUCUAAGCAUAAAAAACAUUUAAUAAAUAGAACAGAGUCCUAACCAUCAUGAUGAGU
Molecule: messenger RNA, 3405 nt
Organism: Platichthys flesus (European flounder)
Lineage: Eukaryota; Metazoa; Chordata; Actinopteri; Pleuronectiformes; Pleuronectidae
Gene: csnk1e
Product: casein kinase 1, epsilon
Exons: 11
Coding region: 385-1650 (421 amino acids)
Biological process (GO): peptidyl-serine phosphorylation; endocytosis; signal transduction
Cellular component (GO): cytoplasm; nucleus
Molecular function (GO): protein serine/threonine kinase activity; ATP binding
Source: RefSeq, a predicted model, not a curated record